Molecule: messenger RNA, 1082 nt
Organism: Phragmites australis (common reed)
Lineage: Eukaryota; Viridiplantae; Streptophyta; Magnoliopsida; Poales; Poaceae
Exons: 3
Coding region: 153-896 (247 amino acids)
Biological process (GO): RNA splicing
Cellular component (GO): nucleus
Source: RefSeq, a predicted model, not a curated record
GAAAGGGCCAGGCCGGCGCGGUUUGGGCCUCUCAAACAAACCCUAAGUGAGUGAGCUGUUUCACAAUUCCGUUCCAAGGCAGAGGCCGCGGGCCGAAUCGCCUACUCCAGUACUCCUCCUCGAGCCGCGGCGGCCACGGCGAGAAAGCCGGCAUGAGCGUGUUCGGCGGCGACAGCUGGGCGCGCGACGCGCAGCAGCGGAAGCGCCGCCUCGACGACCUCAUGCACCCCGCCUCGUCGUCCUCCAAACCUGAUUCCUUCAAGAGGCUCUCCGACGGAAAGCUCGUCUGCCUCGUCUGCCCCCACCGCCCCGUCCUCGACUCCCUCGUCAUGCUCUCUAUGCAUAAUAAAGGUGCACGACACAUUUCAGCUGAAUCUAGGCAAAGGGAGAAAGAAUUAUCAAAACAGCACGAAAUUAACAAGAGACUGUCUCUUUCUUCAGAUGCUUCCCUUUCAAAUUCUGGUAAUCCACGUGCUGGUGUUAUGCCCAGUAAUAUGAAAGAAAAACCAUUAAUUGAGCAGACUCGAAGGGCUAUUUUGGAAGCGCAGUCAAGCAGAUUGAACGAUUUCAGUGCUAACAGGGUGUCUUGUGAUCAGAAGAAGAUCGCAAAUGCUUCACCCCAUGAUUCACAUGUUUCUCCUGGUGUUCCAAUGGAAAAAUUGACUGGAAAUACUUUAUCGAUUGAAUGUAACAGUAGAAAAGGAGAACCUACUAUUGGAAAUCAAACUCAAGGCAAGGUACUUUCACAGUGGCAAGCAGAUCUCCAGAAACGUCAGGAGCAAGAACUUAGGUUCACUGCUUCAGGCUGGAAACGGGACUGCCACGGCAAAUGGUACAGAGAUGAAAAUGUUGAAUUUGACUCAGACGAAGAUGAUCCUAACAUCUGUCUCGGCUAAUCAUUUUUGAAGGCAGUCUGAAUGGAAUAAUCAAAGGGUUCAACUGGAACUUUGAAUUGUUGUCUCAUUGCCAGAUGAAAUGCAAUCACACCUUUAUGAAAUUGUGCAAAUCUGUGGUGUCAUCUGUCAGAUUUUCCUGUAAAUGUCACUGACAUAUAGUAUUGAAAAAAACAUUGCAAUAGAUAA